Dunckerocampus dactyliophorus (ringed pipefish) is the source of this 3492-nucleotide messenger RNA. Its product is annotated as centromere protein J-like. The record is from RefSeq and is a predicted model, not a curated record. The transcript has 13 exons. Gene Ontology annotation, molecular function: tubulin binding. Bases 665 to 2731 code for a protein of 688 amino acids. Gene Ontology annotation, biological process: cilium assembly; centriole elongation. Lineage: Eukaryota; Metazoa; Chordata; Actinopteri; Syngnathiformes; Syngnathidae. Gene Ontology annotation, cellular component: centrosome; nucleus; centriole.
AAUUGCGGGAGCAGCAAUUGCGGGAGCAGCAAUUGCGGGAGCAGCAAUUGCGGGAGCAGGGUCUGCACGAGCUCCCUUGCCUCCAGGAGAAGUGGCAGAGGCCGUUGGGAAUGAUGAACACAUCCCAUCUUUGCACAGAGGGUUUGCACGCAUGUCUUUGCUUCUUGAGAUGAGUGUGCUAUUGCACGUUUGCACGUCACGUCAGUGGCUACCAUGUGUCAUGCAUGUCUCUUAGAGAGUUUAGGAGCAGAACAUGAGGCCUCCCGUCCCAGACAGAACCAGUACAGCACCCCUGUCAGCUGUCUUGUGAACCUCCGGCAGAAAGAGACGCUGACAAGGCUGCAAAGUGGUGUUGAAAUGCAGGACAAGGAGGAUGGUGGGAUGUAAAGAAAAAGGGUGGCAUGAAAGUGACAGUACUCUUAGGCUUUGUUUUGUGUGAUUCCCUCAGGCACCAGGGCUGAUGCUACUGAGAAGCAACUUGAUGGGUCUUCAUCAAGACAAAGUGAAGACACGGCUUCUACUGGCAACAUCAGCAGAGAAGAUGAUUCAGUGCUGGAAGACAGACCAAUAAUGGCAGGCAAGCAGACGUUUGAGCAGUUACUGGAGGAGCAGCUGAGCUUGGAGGAGCAGAGGUUGGAAUCUGGCCGGCAACACCAGAAGCCACAUGGAGGAGACCCCCCCCCCCCCAAAAAAAAGGACCUUUCUGAGGCGAGGCCAGGGUCUGUCUAGAUUUGCCAACAACCGCAAGUCUUCUUUCCCCAAGGAGGACACGAUGACUGAUACCGCCACCCUCAACAAGGAAAAUUGUCCGAGUGGCACCACUUGGCCACCCCAGGAUCUGAGAUUUGAGAGUAAGGCAGCGCAAAGUAAGGUGUUCGGCGGCCACCAGAGACCAAACACAGACAGAAGCGAGGAUGUCUUCAUUGCUCAAUGCAGCAAGCAAGCGCAGCACAGUCAGCUCCUCGUGACAAAGCAGGUGGCCGCCGAGCAGAGUCCAAGACCCGAAUCGCCGGACGGGCAAGCACUGGCCAGAGUUCCGCGGGAAUCGUGCGUGGAGAAGAUCCAGAUACGCGAAAUUCCGCUGGAGAGCAUGGGGUUGGAAGAGUUUGAACCCCUGGAGCAAGCGGCCGAGUUGUCCUUCUCCUCCUCCUCCAUCUCCUCAUCCUCCUUUGUCACCAAGGAGGAAACCGGAGUACCCGGCGAAAACCCACGCACGCACGGGGAGAACAUGCAAACUCCACACAGAAAUGCCCCAUUUCAUAAUCAGAUGGUGGCCCAGCUAGAGAUGGAGAUCAAGCGCUUCCAGAAGCAGAAAGCGGCGCUGGCCAAGCUCAGACAAGAGAAUGAGACGAUCUGGAAGAACCUCAGGAUGGAGUGCGAGGCUUUUGAGCAGAGAGCAGAGAGUCUGGCUCACUUUGAGGACUACAAGAAAGAAGAAACCAGGAAGCUGCAGAGGGAACGCAAACUAUUUGAGAAACACGCCACGGUCGUGCGAGCCACGCCCAACAGGAAUGAACGGAGGCAGAUCCAGGCGCUGGAUGAGCAGCUGAGCUCCCUGCGGGAGGAGCUGAGGAAGAAGGGGAGCCUCUGGUCGUGCAGGCACACUUGGCUUCGCCAGCAGAUUGACUCUCUCAGCCUGGAGAAGCUCAAGCUGACGGACCAAUUGAGAGAAGCAUCGGAGAAGCUUCGUCUCAGAGCAGAGAGGGACACUAUAGAAACCAGGAAGUUGCAGAGGGAACACACACUGCUGGAGAAACACGCCGCUGCUGUGCAAGCCAUGCCCGACAAGAAAGAACGGGAGGAGAUACAGGCGCUGAAGGAGCAGCUGAGCUCCCUGCAGGAAGAGCUGAGGAAGGAGGAGAGCCUCUGGUCGUGCACGCACACUCGCCUUCGCCAGCAGAUUGACUCUCUCAGCCAGGAGAAUCUCAAGCUGAAGGACAAAGGGUGCAUGUGUGAGCUGCUUCAUCUCAGACCCAUGACAAAGAACUCUAUGGAAGCAGAAAGCGACACUAAAUAUGUGCCUUCUGUGAGCAAAAGAGACAAACUGGCUAGUCCUCUGGACGCCAGAGGGAGCGUCGGCCCUCCAAGCUGCAGUACUGCAGCGGCCGCUAGAGGGAGCUCCAACGACAGCAGGCAUCCUGACCACGAGCCCAAAGAAAUGGACGACAGUCGAAGAAAGCCUGGCGAGUCAUCGUCAUCAUCACACAUGUCUGCCAAAAACGUGUCCAGGGGGUUUACGACCUCCAUGUUGGAUCAGGACAUCCUAAGAACGCAGCCGCUAUUAAGGGUUCGUUUGUUCAACGAUGUGGAGAAGUUCCUGGCCAGCGGCGCUUACAUUGCCAUCUUCCCGAACGGGAUGAGGACCAAGCUUUCAUCGGACGGCGCCACGCUCACAAUCGCUUUUGCCAACGGCGACACCCUUGAUUUAACACCUGACCACAGAGUGAUCUACAACUACGCAGACACCCAGAUGACGCACAUCAUCUACCCAGACGACAUGGAGGUGCUGCACUUCCCUACACAGGUGAGACCCCUCGCAGCGUCCAUCUCAUCGUCUCCUCCCUCCUCCCGCAGAGAGGCACUUCCCCGACGGCAGCAAGGAGAGCGUUCUGACGGAGUGAAGUUUCAACAACGGCCAGUCGAGGUCCACACGGCCGACUACAGGAUGAGAUGGUAUCCAGACGGCACCAUGAAGACCAUCUACUCUACUCACAAAGUAUUGCUGUCAUAAAUUUAUUUAUUGAUUCUCAUCUUUUAUCCUAACAUUGUCUGGCGACCAGUCCAGUGUGCACCCCGCCGUUUGCCCAAAGUCAGCUGGGAUAAGCUCCAGCAUACCUCCGUGACUCUAGUGAGGAUUAAGCGGCAUAGAAAUGAAUUGAUAUCCUCAUGACUUUAUUCUCAUUGCAACUUCAUUGUCUUAAAAUAUUGUUUUCUCUAAAUAUUGCGAGUUAAUUCUCAUGAAAUGUGGAAUUUAUUGUUGUCAUGUAACAACUUUGUAGUUUGUCUUUGUAGUUGAAUGACGUAGAUUCUCUGAAAUGGCUUAAUUCUAAUACUUGUUGGUAGCACGUGGAGCAUCUGGUCUUGUUCGUAUUUUUGUCAGACUCACCGACCUCCUCGCUGCAGCCUUUGUUCAAGUCAUCCAAGUGCCAACCAAAGUGACCCGCGUGCCGCAGCCUUUAAAAUAUCAGAAAAUAAACGACCACUGUUUUAGAGUUUGAAAAAAAAUGUAGUUGAUAUUUGAAGUUGGAAGUUUUUUGUAGUGAAUGAAAUGUUUUUGUGUUUUUCAUGAUCUGUGACGAUUCUAUUUAGUAAAAAUGUUGAAGGUGUUUAUUUUCUAAGCUGAGUGACGUUUAUUCUCUGAAUUGAGAUGUUUCACGUGUCAAUCAGGAGAGUCGGGAUGCGUUCAAUAACAACAGACUUUAAUGGCACAGCCGUCUGUAUCGUGCAAAACUGAGAACAAACUCAGAGCACAGACGAGUGAUAAAGUGUAAA